Molecule: messenger RNA, 1152 nt
Organism: Laccaria bicolor S238N-H82
Lineage: Eukaryota; Fungi; Basidiomycota; Agaricomycetes; Agaricales; Hydnangiaceae
Exons: 2
Coding region: 1-1152 (383 amino acids)
Molecular function (GO): hydrolase activity, acting on carbon-nitrogen (but not peptide) bonds
Source: RefSeq, a predicted model, not a curated record
AUGAACCGACGGCGGUCAGUGAAAUCUGUCGCCUCCACGACCAGCGGCAGCAGCAGCACUACCCAGACAGAGAGCAGGCGCCGGAUUCGCAUGGAAAUAAACACCGAGGAACCCCCUCUCUACUCCAUCGACCUCUCACUCCCUCCGCAGUCACGGUAUACCACCAUUUGCAACGACUUCAAACAUGAGAUCUCCGAAAUGACGGGGAUAUACGACGAUAUCUUGGAUUCCACGCCUUACCCUCGUCUUUUGGGGUUCCUGGCCACGUUACUUCUCAGACGGGUGCACUCGCACGAGGAAACGGCGGAGAUUCGUGGCAUUGCACAGGCGACUGGGGUUCCGCUGAACCUCGUGGUUGCGUACAACACCUUUUUGGACCUCUUUUCGGGAUGCAUUAGUGGGGGUGUGAAGGCGAAAGAUGUGGGUGGGAUCGUCCAUUUUCGAGGUCUGGACUGGGGCAUGGACCCCCUGCGAGAUUUGAUCAUACGUGUUGAGUAUGUGCGAGAUGGGAAGGUAGUUGCCAGGGGCGUAACAUACGCGGGCUACGUGGGGUGUUUGACUGGCGUAAGAGAAGGUCUCUCAAUGUCACUCAACUACCGCGCGAACAUCAACUCAAAAUCUUCCAUCUUUUCGCAUCGCCAACAUCAGCUCAGUCUCCUUCUCGGCCGCACCCCAGCCAUUGCGAGCCACCUUCGCCAAAUUUUGCUGUCCCCAGGUCCUCCACCCACCUUGGACCAGCUGGCCAGCAAGUUUACUACGCUUCACGCUUCGACGAGCUACCUGACCUUCUGUACCCCCAGAGCGGUCCUAGUCAUCGAGAAAGACUUAAAGACAGCCACCAUCCACACCUCUGAUAAGUUUCUCGCUGUCACGAACCACGACGCGUCUAUGGAAUCUUGGGACCCCGAGCAGUGGGCCCAGGUCCCAGAACUCGCCUGCGCCAGGGAUAUAGUGAAUGAUAGCAUUCAGCGGAAGGAGUGCGUUGCGAAUUUGUUCCAAAGACAACGGGCUGUGCGCGUUACGGUUGAUACAGUGCGACAGUGGCUGCGCACAUACCCUUUGCGGAACGAGAUGACACAUUUCUCGUGUAUCAUGGAUCCAUCGGCGGAAGGUGGGGGCUUGCUUUGGGUGGAGGCAUGUGAGGAGAGUUGA